AUGUAUAAAGCUGCUGGCGCCGCCCCCGGCCCCGGGACAACGAUGGCUGCCCGAGUAGAAGUGGCCGCCGACGAGUUGGCCCCGCCGGCGCUUGCCGCCCGGGCCCCGCGAGCCGCCGCCGCCGCCAAAGCCACCAGCGCCACCACCACCAAUACCACCACCACGGGCGCCCGCCACCCCGCCGAGCUGUUUCUCAUGAACUUGACCGACGACGAGUUGCGCCGCCAGUCCCGCCGCCUCGUCGACGACGUCCACCAGUGCAUCGUGGAGGAGCUGGCGUUCACAAUGCUCCCGAACUACGCCAUCGCGCCGCUGGGCGACGAGCACGGCGCCUACCUCGCCAUCGACUUGGGCGGGCUGACGCUCCGAGUGGCGGCGGUGGUGAUUGACCCGCCCCGUGCCGACGCCAACAGGGGAGACCGCGUCCACAACGUCAUCGAGCACCAGUGGAUCAUCCCCAACGACCGCAAGGUGAUGAACACGGCGUUCUUCCACUACAUCGCCGACCGCAUCGCCGAUAUCUUGGCGAAGCAGUCGGAGAUCGACACCACCAAAGUGAUCAACACCGGGAUCACGUGGCUGUUCCCCUUGACCACCACUCAACACAACCGCGGGCGCAUCCGUUUGGUGAGCAAAGGGUACACCAUUGCCGACGACGUCUACGACCGUGAUUUGAAGGACUUGUUGGAAGAAGCGAUGGCCGAGCGCCACCAGCUUCGGUUGGACGUCAAGUGCAUCAUCAACGACUCGUUGGCGGUGUACCUGGCGGGGGCGUUCUACGACCCCUACAUGAAGUUGGCGCUCGUCCUCGGCACGGGGACCAACGUCUGCUGUGCCCUCGACACGCUGCCGCUGUUCCCCACGUCAAAGACGUGUCCAGGCGAAUCUCAGGUGUUGUUUAAUACCGAGAUCUCGGUGUUUGGCGACGGCUUCAUCGACCGCAUCACCAACGAUUACGACGCCAUGAUCGACGACCGUUUCGCCACCUUUCAAAACCGGUUCCGCCCCUUCUUCGAGGUCGACCCCCUCGACGGGCGCGUGUUCCAGCCCCACGAGCUCAUGACGCUGGGCCGCUACGUCCCCGAGCUCGCCCGCCUCGUCGUGUGCGACUUGAUCGCCGACAAGCAGUUGUUCCAGCAGGUCAUGGGCCUGUUUGAGCGGCUCCAGCUCCCCUACGACGGGUUCUCGGGCGAGACGAUGUGCUGCAUCGACGAACAAGGGUACCCCGAGAUCGUCGCCCACUUGGCCAAAGUGUACGGGUGGGACCCGCUGCAAAUCACCCGCGACGACGUCGUCAUCCUUAAAGUGGUGUGCGGCGCCAUCAUCAAGCGGGCGGCGUUUGUGGUGGCGCUGAUCAUUGUGGCGUUCGUCAACUUGUUGUCGGCCCACAAUCUGGAGCCGUUCGCCGACCACCGCUUGGACGUCGGCUUCGUCGGGCUGGUGUUGGUGUACUUCCACAACUACAAGCGGCUCGUGACCGAGUACGUCAACCACCAUCUGGAGAUCACCCGCCGCGGGCUCACCGUCGAGCUCAUGCUGAUUGAGAACUCGUCGAUAAUAGGGGCCGCCAUCGGCGCCGCGUACUACAGCCACAAGUGA
This is a messenger RNA of Diutina rugosa, 1599 nucleotides long. RefSeq names its product hexokinase 1 (gene HXK1). Gene Ontology annotation, molecular function: mannokinase activity; glucokinase activity; fructokinase activity. The transcript has a single exon. Gene Ontology annotation, biological process: glucose 6-phosphate metabolic process; intracellular glucose homeostasis; glycolytic process. The record is from RefSeq and is a predicted model, not a curated record. Gene Ontology annotation, cellular component: mitochondrion; cytosol. The coding region runs from base 1 to 1599 and encodes 532 amino acids. NCBI's taxonomy places the organism in Eukaryota, Fungi, Ascomycota, Pichiomycetes, Serinales, Debaryomycetaceae.